Messenger RNA from Hevea brasiliensis (rubber tree), 2438 nucleotides. RefSeq names its product cystathionine beta-lyase, chloroplastic. Gene Ontology annotation, molecular function: pyridoxal phosphate binding. Gene Ontology annotation, cellular component: cytoplasm. NCBI's taxonomy places the organism in Eukaryota, Viridiplantae, Streptophyta, Magnoliopsida, Malpighiales, Euphorbiaceae. Gene Ontology annotation, biological process: 'de novo' L-methionine biosynthetic process; transsulfuration. Bases 1066 to 2277 code for a protein of 403 amino acids. The record is from RefSeq and is a predicted model, not a curated record. The transcript is spliced from 13 exons.
UAUAACAUUUUAGGAAGCAGAUCACCGCCAAAUAUGAACGUCUAAUUCCCGCGCUUGCACUUCCAUGUUUGCCAUUCUCCCUUUUAUCAAUGGAGACGCUGGUUUGCGGCAGCUUUCCCGGUGUUUCGCCGGCGUACACUGAUCAAAAUCCAAAGGAACUGGCUUCAAAACCGUCGGAGACAAGACCCCAUUUUUCCCAUUUUGCCCUGUUCCCCAAGAACCUCUCCUGUAACCUAAAACCUUUGAAUUGGGAUUUUGUUCAUCUCUCUCCCCUUUUUUUCUAAGACCCAUUUAACAACUGGAACCGGAGAUCCUAGGUCCAAUCUAUCGACAUAUAUUAACUGGCCUAAUUGCAUUUUAUUGCAAAGAACAAAGUCAUCUUGCUCAGAGUAAAGACUGACAUAGAUUGAGUGCGAAGAAUUAGAGAUUUUAAUGUAGAAUCUGUGUUUGGGCGUUAGAUUUUCUCAUAAGAUCAGCUGGGACUAUAUCAGUCACCUGCAGAAGCGAGUUCAUGCUCAGUCGUGGGUUUCGCCCCUUUAUUCAUCCCAUUGAGAAGCUUCAGUAGAAUUCCAGGUGCCAUGGCGCCAUGUCCUUUGUGGGGCUUCAAAUUGUUACAUGUCAUUUCCACCCGACAUUUCAGAUGCAAAAGUCAUAAUCCAUUUGGGAUGUUGAUAAAAUUUCUUGGUUUUGUUUAAUUGUCCAAAAUUAAAAAGGUCUAGACGAAGGAUUUUGAUGUUGCUUUAUAAUAUUAUUAAUUUUCAUUGUUGAAUUUAGGAUUAUGCCCCUUUAAAUGAAAAGAUAGAGCGCAGUCCAUGAAAAACACAGAUUCAGGCAUGAUGGAAUUUUUUUUUUCCUUUUUUGGUUUUUCUACAAUUUAUCUGUUUUGUGACAAAAGAAAUAUUCUUGGGACCAUAUAAAAGUAAGAAAGGGUGAAGGAUUUAACAUCAGGUACCCACAUGUGGGAAUUUCCCAAAAAAUUUGUGGGUGAGGAAGGAAUUUUAUUCAGCGGGGAAGAAUUUAACAUUAGCAAAAAAAUUUGUGUUGAAUUGCUCAGCAAACAAACAAAUGGAUGUGAGCACUUCAGCUUUGGUUGAUGGUGUAGCAGAGUGCCUAAAUGAAAUGGAGAUUAGGGAACCUAGCAUUUCUACAAUGCUGAUGAACUUUGAGAGUAACUUUGAUCCUUAUGGUGCAACGAGUACACCGCUUUACCAAACAGCUACAUUUAAGCAGACAUCGGCAUUAGAAUAUGGCCCAUAUGAUUAUACCAGAAGUGGAAAUCCCACCAGAGCUGCUUUGGAAAGCCUCUUGGCAAAGCUAGAUAAAGCAUAUCGAGCAUUUUGCUUCACAAGUGGAAUGGCUGCUUUGGCUGCUGUCACUCAUCUUGUUGGAACUGGUGAGGAAAUUGUUGCUGGGGAUGACCUGUAUGGUGGUUCUGAUAGGUUGCUGUCACAAAUAACCCCAAAAUCUGGAAUUGUGGUCAAACGGGUAAAUACAACUAAUCUAGAUGAGGUUGCAUCUGCAAUUGGCCCCUGGACAAAGCUUGUGUGGCUAGAGAGCCCAACCAACCCCCGUCAGCAAAUUUCUGAUAUUCGUAAAAUUGCAGAAAUGGCUCACACCCAUGGUGCUCUUGUCUUGGUAGAUAAUAGUAUUAUGUCCUCUGUAUUGUCACAGCCAUUGGAACUCGGGGCAGACAUAGUGAUGAACGCAGCUACUAAAUUCAUAGGAGGGCAUAGUGAUGUCAUGGCAGGUGUGCUUGCAGUAAAAGGGGAAAGCUUGGCAAGAGAUUUGUAUUUCCUUCAAAAUUCAGAAGGCUCUGGUUUAGCACCAUUUGACUGUUGGAUGUGUUUACGUGGUAUCAAGACCAUGGCCUUACGUGUUGAGAAACAACAGGACAAUGCACAGAAGAUUGCUGAGUUUCUUGCAUCACAUCCACAAAUAAAGAAAGUUAAUUAUGCUGGUCUUCCUAGUCAUCCUGGACAUGAUUUGCACUAUUCUCAGGCAAAGGGGGCAGGCUCUGUACUUAGCUUUACAACAGGAUCACUGGCACUCUCAAAGCACAUUGUUGAGACUACCAAGUUCUUCAGUAUAACUGUCAGUUUUGGGAGUGUCAAGUCUCUUAUAAGCAUGCCCUGCUUUAUGUCCCAUGCAAGUAUACCAGUGGCAUUGCGAGAGGCCAGAGGUCUCACUGAAGAUCUUGUUCGUAUCUCUGUGGGGAUAGAAGACGUCAAUGAUCUGAUUUCUGAUUUAGACCAUGCACUAAGAACUGGGCCAUUGUAGGCACUUGAGUGUUUGACCCUCUAUUGAAUCUGAAGUUAUCUUUGCUUUAAAUUGAACAAGCAUAGGGCAUGUAAUGGUUUCACAUUUAUUGAAAUGUUUAGGUUAUAAUAAUGCUACUUUUAGCAGCAGUUAUAAUAAUGAAUUCAGAUUUAGUUGGUGGA